This is a messenger RNA of Kalmanozyma brasiliensis GHG001, 807 nucleotides long. RefSeq lists its product as uncharacterized. The coding region runs from base 1 to 807 and encodes 268 amino acids. The record is from RefSeq and is a predicted model, not a curated record. The transcript has a single exon. Lineage: Eukaryota; Fungi; Basidiomycota; Ustilaginomycetes; Ustilaginales.
AUGAAGCUCGCUCCGCUCUCCAUCGUUUUGGGGUCUGCGCUGCUGCUCUCGACCAACCCCGUCGCAGCUUCGACGUACACACUGCUGCACCGCAUCACGCCGUCGACCGAUUGGACGCCACGUGCGACGCUCGAGCUGACCAACCUCACGGGCACGCUGCAAACCACACUGGAUGACGCCCAGAUCCGGUCCCUUCACGAUCAGGCUUGGACUGCGAACGCAGGAGAGCGGUACUACCAGAUCGCCUUGCACGAGGAUGGCCGCGAGGUGGGGUAUACGAGUGUCAAAUUGUGUCUGUUGCGCCAAAGCCACGCGGAGUUGCCGAGCAUGGAUGACGAGGUGGUGCUCACCACCCGAGGCAUGCAGGUGACGGGUCUUGGCUAUCGUGUGCGCGACAUCAUCCUCGGUUCCGACGGCUGCCCCGUUGCAUCGGACGCCAAGAUGGCCCUGGUCCGCGAGCAAAGGCGCAAAGAACGUCAACGUCAACUUUCCCGACGUCGCUCGUCCACCCCACCUCCACCCCCACCGACAAACCCGACCCUGGCGCUCAACACAAAGUUGUCGGUGGUCAAGAGUGCUGCUGUGGGCAAAAUCGCCCUGCGCGAAGCAGCCAAAACCAACGAAGACGGAACCAUCCAUGUUCCACCACCGGAGAAGACGUUUGUGCAAAAGUACUGGUAUUAUGCCAUUCCGCUGGUCAUUCUGCUCAUCAUGCCGGAUGGGGGGGAUGAGCGCGCCCAGGGAGCGGAGGGACAUGCGAGUAGCGAGCAUAGAGGCACUGGGAUGGGGGCUAAGCAGCUCAAGUAG